Messenger RNA from Oryzias latipes (Japanese medaka), 1489 nucleotides. Its product is annotated as myelin-oligodendrocyte glycoprotein-like. Lineage: Eukaryota; Metazoa; Chordata; Actinopteri; Beloniformes; Adrianichthyidae. Gene Ontology annotation, molecular function: signaling receptor binding. Gene Ontology annotation, cellular component: external side of plasma membrane. The record is from RefSeq and is a predicted model, not a curated record. Gene Ontology annotation, biological process: T cell receptor signaling pathway; regulation of cytokine production.
CCUGAGGUCUGUUUCAUCCACAGUUCAGUCAUGAUGUCUGCAACGUUCUCGUCUGUUUCUGCUUCUUGUCUGUGGAUUUCUGCAUGUGUGUGGUUCUGGUUCUGUUCACAUGUUGAAGGUGAACCAAUCAUUGCUGCUCCUGGUGAUGAUGUCAUCCUGCAGAUCCUCCUGGACUCUCAGGAGGAUCUGCAGGAACAGAUUGUGGAGUGGAUCAAACUGGACAUGAAGCUUUUUGUGUUUCUGUACUGGAGAAGGAAGAUCAUAACUGAACACAUGAGCGAGUCGUUUAUCCCGAGAGUGUCUCUGGACCAAGACGGACUAAAACGAGGAGACGUGACGUUAAAGAUCAGGAACGUGUCGCUCCAGGAUGAGGGGAAGUACAGCUGCUUCAUUCCUGGGAAGAACUUCAGGGAGACGGUUCAGCUGGUUGUUGAGCCAAACGGAGUCAGAGCUCCAACCAUGGAAACAUCCCAGGUUGACAUCAUCUCCACUCCAGAUCCAGGAGGAGACCGGAUCUGGAUCAGUCGCUCCAGACCGGCUCUCUGGAUCCUUCUUGGACUUUUUCCCUCAGUGAUCCUCUCUGCUGUUUGUGUUUGUGUCUGUCAGAGGAAACAACCAGAAGGUCAGAAUCCUCCUCUGGUCUGAAGACAUCCCAGCUAUACAAUACAUUAUUGGUCCUCUUGAGGAUCAAUGAAUACACAUUGCUGCCACGUGUUGGCACUACAUACUUAUCACAUUCACUUUAGGUGGAUGGAAGCUAAUAUGUGAAGACGUGACGAUGCUCUGGUUAGACCUGCUUUUGCCUGAGGAUCGGUGCUCCUUCAGUCAUUUUGAAGAACUUCUUACAGUUCUCAACACAAAAUCUCUGAACAUGUGCUUCAUAAAGUCUGAAGGUCUGAGCCGGAUUUCAAUGGUUCCAGGCGUUUCAGGAUCACAGAUGUUCGGUUUAAACUAUGUUGGUUUGAACCGUUCAGAGUUUGAUGUAAUGAGUUUGGUCCAGCUGUUCUUUGAUGCCGUGUCUGGUUUUCUGUUCAGCUGGAAGCUUGUAGCUGGAACGUUUAGACGUUCUCCUCAUGUGGUUCCUCUGCAGCAGCUCUGAUAGUUCAGUUCUUCAGAGGUCUGGAAGUCAAGAGACCACUAUAGUUGAGACGUUUACCAACAAAUCCAUUGAUUGAAAUGGCCUUUUAACUUGAGCUAUGGAAAAUCAGUCAUACAGCCACCUCAAUGGGCGUUGUGAAAUGGAACGUACCAUUAAGUGUGGUAAGUGUGACCCGAAGUAUAAGUAAGGCUAAUGAACGCUAUACGUACUUAUGAUAUAGGGUGAUGCUACCAUACACAACACUUUAGUCAUUACUAAGGUUGAAAACGAUAAACUAAGUUAAAAAGGUUACUAGUAUGUUUCCUUAAAGAUACGAUAAGUAACGAUAUGAUAAGAAAUGAUACAAUAAGAAACGAUAAAAGAUACGAUACGAUAAGUAAAAAUACGUUA